This is a messenger RNA of Sinocyclocheilus grahami, 2900 nucleotides long. RefSeq names its product zinc finger protein 830 (gene znf830). The record is from RefSeq and is a predicted model, not a curated record. The transcript has 2 exons. Gene Ontology annotation, biological process: mitotic DNA damage checkpoint signaling; mitotic DNA replication checkpoint signaling; nuclear DNA replication. NCBI's taxonomy places the organism in Eukaryota, Metazoa, Chordata, Actinopteri, Cypriniformes, Cyprinidae. The coding region runs from base 57 to 1073 and encodes 338 amino acids. Gene Ontology annotation, cellular component: spliceosomal complex; nucleus. Gene Ontology annotation, molecular function: zinc ion binding; nucleic acid binding.
UGGGUCCUGCAGGCUUUCGCUGGUGUUCGAGCUGUACGUGUUUCCGGUGCGACUCAAUGAAGGCUCGACGCCGACAACGCGUCAUUUACCCGCGACGAGCCUGCGAAGAGAUGGCUUCGAUGCAGAAGGGGAAGAAGGUGGUAAAUCAAGAGGAUUUACGGCGGUUUAUGAAGGAGAAGAAACUAUCGAGCGAGCGACAGAAACGCGUCGACUCGCCGCACGCCAAAUACAACAGUGUGGGUCAGCUGAGCUGCGCGCUGUGCAACGCGCCGGUGAGGAGCGCGCUGCUCUGGCAGACACACGUGCUGGGAAAACAGCACAAAGAUACAGUCAGCCAGCUGAAGAACAGAGACAGCACUGAAGCAUCUUCAUCAUCCUCCGCGCUGAAGAGGCCCGCGCCGGAGCCCGCGUCUACAUCCGGGAAACGCGCGAAGCUGCCGCUCACCGCAGGCGCAGGUGCCGCGGGAGGACAGCCGGAGGACACGGCCUCGUCUUCACGUCAGUCUGCGGGUCUGGGGCUCCUCGCUGGACUCUACGGUGAUGAUGAUGAUGAUGAUGAUGAAGAAGCUAAAGACGGAGUCCCGGCAGAUUUCUUCGACAGCAGCGUCUCCUCCGUCUCUCACUCCGGCUCAGUGUCCAAACCGGACGACGGCGAGGAGAGCGCCACGGAGAGGAAGGACCACGCGGCCGAAGCCUUACCCGAGGGCUUCUUCGACGACCCGGUGCGCGACGCUAAAGUGCGUCAGGUGGACACGCCGCGAGACCAGAUGGACAAGGAGUGGGAGGAGUUCCAGAAGGAGAUGCGGCAGGUGAACAGCGCGUCUGACGCCAUCGUCGCCGAGGAUGAUGAGGAGGGACGCCUGGAGCGGCAGAUCGAUGAGAUCAACGAGCAGAUCGAGUGCUUCCGGCGGGUGGAGGUGUUGCGCACCAGACAGGAGGUGAAGAGCGCGAUGGAGAGAGAGAGACAGCAGAGAGCCGAGGCGCAGCCAGACGCCGGCGAGGAGGAGGAGGAUGAAGAAGAGCUGAUGCAUGUGCUGACGCAGGACUGGAGGGCCAAAGGUGCUCUCGCUUAACACCUUCAGUGUUUCUCUGAUGUUUCCAGUUUUGUUUGCUACUGCUUCUGUACAGAGAUUUAUUAAAUCAGAAUGCAUUGUGAAGUUUUCAUAAAGCACAUGCGGUUUGUCUGUAGUUCUGCAGAUGCUUUGAUCUGCUGGUUUUUCUCCGUCUGAUUCCUCACUCUUUAUCUGUAAUCAUCAGAAUGGCCUACAGCUACUUCACAACACACCUGCGUUAUUAUCAGUUCAGAGCUGGACGAGGACAAUAUAAUACAAACAGUCAAUAUUUGUGGUGUGCAAUGAAUGAUGAUAAAACAAAAUGUAUGCGUAUAUUUUAUAUAUGCAAUUAUUUUUUUAUUCAGUUGACAGCCGUAAUAUACACACUUUGCAUUAAGAAUUAGGGAGUGUAAACGUUUGAACAGGAUGAAGAUGUGUGUAUUUUGUUAGAUAUUGUUUUCAUACAGUACUGCCCUUCAGAAGACAAAUAAUAUACUUGCAUAAUUCCCAGAAGACAAAAAAGAUCAAUGUCUGAUCAGCGUUAAGAAGAGAACGAUCGGCUCGUCUGAUGAUUGAGUUUAAAAGGAAUCCUGACAGGUCGCCAAUAAAGAUCUGAUAAUAAUGGGCUGUUAUGCUCAUAUUUCUUGGUUUUAGUAAUGCACUCGACUGCAUUCUGAACAGCCUCGCAGAAGCAGAUCAAACUUCUUGGCAACCCUAACAUCACUCGAUAUCUUUUGUGUUCCUUUGCAAUGCCUAAAUAAAGGACAAGAACAAACAGAAAUAUAUCUACACAAACUUAAAUAAAAUGAGCUUUUAUUCAUGUUACAUUAAAGAGAACAUGCAAAACACAUGUACAUGUUGUCUGAUCACACAUAUUCCUACUGCUUAAAAUUAGUUUCAUACAUAGAAAUGUCCAGUUCUACAAUCUGUACAGCUUUUAUCUGGUUUCAUGAAGCGACAGUAAAGUUUGAGACAUGAUUUCCAAACGUCUGCAGCCCAACACAAGCGGAGUGCAGAAACCAUUCACUCCACGCAGAAAUAGAUAUAUAUACACACACACAUUCAUGAUCUCCAUCCUCACGCUGUUCCUCUACAGAUCAGAAAUGCUUCGCACAAGCAAUUACCCUCGAACAUUACUUUAAAUUAAAAACUAAAUCUGAUAAAACAAGUGCACUGCAUUAUACUCUUUUAAAUAUCUGAUGAUUAUAUUUACUAAAAGCAGUUGUAUGGAUCAUAUUAUUGCUAGAUCUGACAGAGCUUCAUUUCCCUCAGUUUAUACAGACGUCAAAAUCAUUCUUGAGACAUAAAUAUUUAAAUAUGUAAGAGUGAAUCUCGUGAAAUCGGGUCACACUUCAAGAAUCAUGGGAGUAUUUGUCGAAGAAAAUGAAGCCUAACUGUAUUAAGUCUGUAAGAGGCAUUAAUAGAUGUGAAAUAAACACACGGAGCAUUUUCUCAUGAAUUUAAUGCAUCCAGAUUUUUGCUUCUGAUGGGUUUAUAAUAACUAUUUUUACAGGUGAAUCUCAUGACAGUAAUAUACCAGUUUACUGUAUUAUCAGAUUGAUUUAAAUCAGCAGUACAAGAAAAACGAGCAUGAUUUGUCAUUACAGGAAUGAGACUCAGGCUAAAACUGCAUUAAAACAACGUCAGAAAUUCACAACAUCUUAAUUUUCUUUUGGUAAGAUAUACGUCCUUUGAUUUUGUGCUGAUUUAUGGCCUGUUCCUGACAGGUGUGUGAGAUGAAGGCGUCUGAAUCAUUAAACAGGUGAACGCGGCUGUGAUUAUCUGAUAAUCCGGCGGGUUAUGGGUUUCGUUAAGGGUUUUCAAACUACUUGAUCAAACUCCGCUGAG